AUGAAGAUCCAAGGGAUCUCCUCGUGCCAGCCAGGGCCUUCCGGCAGCUUCCCUCGCUCUGGAUCGGGCUCCCCAUCUCCCGAGCACCUCCUUGCCGCGUCGCGCCGGCCGGCCGCCGAUGACCCGAGACCAGGCGCCCUGUGCCCGCGACCCUCGCCUGAGCCGGCGACCUCCAGCAGCAACAACCUCGCCAGAGAUGGGUUCCCCGCCCUGCUCUGCCGGAGUCGCCAGUGCCUCGUCUGCCUCCCCUACAUCACGCCCCGUCGCCGGGAGCUCGUCCCCAAGUCCCGCCAGCGCCGCCUCGCCAAGUCGUCGCCGUCCCCACCUCCGGUGCCCAAGCUGCGUCGUCGCCUGCCGCAGUCCCUAUCGCCGUCGUCUUCAACUGUUCCUGAGGAGGACGACGCCCUCCUGUCCGUCUCGAGCGCCAAGUCCCUCGCCUCGCUGCCUCGUCGCCGCAGCAAAAGCAGCAGUUCGCCAAGUCCCGGCAACCGCUCCACCUCUGCGCGCCCGUCGCCUCCUCCACCGGAUCUCGUCCACUCUGUCGCCCAACCACCGGUCUCCUUCGCUGCAUCGAGCAGCACCAGUUCAGACAGGGGAGGGUGA
Molecule: messenger RNA, 603 nt
Organism: Aegilops tauschii subsp. strangulata
Lineage: Eukaryota; Viridiplantae; Streptophyta; Magnoliopsida; Poales; Poaceae
Source: RefSeq, a predicted model, not a curated record